UUGAAUGAUCUACAAGACCAUGACCAAACCCAACAAUAAAAUCUGUAUUAAAUCCACCUUAGCCCUUCCCAUAAAAUCCCAACUUUCCCAAUAAUAUUUAUUUGACUAAAUCAUACUAUCAUUUUCCAACACCCUUCUUUUCUACUUUUCUUUCUCUUUUCUCAACCAACUAACUAUUGUAGCCAUGGAAAGUGAUGACGAAUGCAAUACAGGUCUAUGUCUCGGUCUUGGAAUGGGUGCAACGAAGGUGAAGAAGCAGAAAUUGGUGAAUAAACCUGUGAUUGCACCUUGUUUUGACCUAGCUUUUGAGCUUUGUUCAAAAGGAGAACCUAUGAACGUACACAACAACAACAAGGGUGAAAGAAUCAAUUUGGAGAGACACCAAUAUUAUCAAAAUGUAACGUGUAGCACUGAUUCUGAUAACAACAAUAACAACGAUCGUAGAAAGAAACUGAGGCUAACAAAGGAGCAAUCAUCCAUGCUUGAGAGCACCUUCAAGCUCCAUAACACUCUUAAUCCGGUUCAGAAAAUAGCACUUGCUGACCAAUUGAGUUUAAAGACAAGACAAAUUGAAGUUUGGUUUCAGAACAGGAGAGCAAGGACUAAGCUGAAGCAGAUAGAGGUGGAUUAUGAGUUGUUGAAAAAACAUUGUCAAAAUCUAAGUGAUGAGAACAAAAGAUUAAAGAAGGAAUUGCAGGAACUCAAGGUUGUUGGACAAUUCCCGUUAUGCCCUCAACGUUUAUCAUCAAAACCAGUGGUGACUCAUAGUACUUUGUGCUCUUCUUGCGAGCAGAAACCGUUGAAGCACAAUGAAGAUCAGAAGAAUAAUUUAUUAAUUGAUGGUUAAUUAAUUAAAUUAGAAUUAGAGGUGGGAAAUUGAUAAUGCUUAGAUAUUAGAUUGCUUUGUUACAGAAAGCUAGCAAAUAAUCAGGGAAAAAAAAAAUGAAAACACGUGUAUCCCCAAUUCCUCACAUUAGGUAUAUGAAAUUGGGACGUUGGUUAGACACGUGUAGUUUAAUUAAUUAAUUUUUUAGGUGCCUCUCUUAUUGAUUCAAUAUAUCACUCAACAUUUCUUUUUUUGAUUGGA
Molecule: messenger RNA, 1087 nt
Organism: Medicago truncatula (barrel medic)
Lineage: Eukaryota; Viridiplantae; Streptophyta; Magnoliopsida; Fabales; Fabaceae
Product: homeobox-leucine zipper protein HAT22
Exons: 3
Coding region: 185-847 (220 amino acids)
Biological process (GO): regulation of DNA-templated transcription
Molecular function (GO): DNA-binding transcription factor activity, RNA polymerase II-specific; sequence-specific DNA binding
Source: RefSeq, a predicted model, not a curated record